AUGACUACCAAGGCUAUCGUAUUCGUUGAGAAGGGCAAGGCCACUAUCCAGGAGGUCUCGAAGCCCAAGCUUCGAGACGAUUAUAUCCUCGUCAAGGUCAAUGCCGUUGGCUUGAACCCUACCGACUGGAAGCAUAUCGACUUCGGCCUCACUAAACCUGGCUCUAGAAUCGGAUGCGACUACGCUGGUACCGUCGAGGAAGUUGGUCCCAAGGUUACCAAGGCUUUCAAGAAGGGCGACCGGAUUAGCGGUGUAGUCCAUGGAGCUGACGCAACUCAGCUCGAGAACGGAGGCUUUGCCGACUACAUUGUGGCAAAGGGAGAUGUACAGAUCAAGACGCCCGAUAAUGUUACUGACGAGGAGGCUGCUACCCUUGGUAUCUCUAUUGCCACAGUAGGCCAAGGCCUUUAUAAGACUCUGGGAUUGCCUCUACCCACUGAGGGCAAAAAGAGCGAUGAGUUUAUCCUUAUUUACGGCGGCAGCACUGCAACUGGCAUUUAUGGUAUUCAGUUCGCCAAACUUUCGGGGCUGAAGGUUAUCGCGACUGCUUCUCCUCACAACUUCGACUAUCUCAAGUCGCUCGGAGCCGAGGCAGUCUUUGACUACAAGUCGCCCAACGUCGCUGAAGAAAUUCGCAAGUACACCAACAAUACACUGAAACUCGCCUGGGACUGCACCGCGCAAGGCGUCGCCAUCAGCGCUGGAGCUAUCAGCACCGAGGGCGGCAAGUACGCUACUCUUCUGCCAGUCGACAAGCAGCAGUUGCUCGACGUGAACCCCAAGGUCGAUGGACCCUAUGUAACGCUUAUGUAUUCCAUCUUUGGCGAGCGAUUCUUCAAGGGACAGGAGACGCCUGCUCAGCCUGAAGAGUUUGAGUUCGCGAAGAAGUUCUGGGAGAUCAGCCGACAGUUGCUUGAAGAGGGCAAGCUAAAGGCUCCCCAGGCGUUUGUUAACCGGGGCGGCAGUGGCUUUGAGGGUAUUCUGAAGGGCUUGGAUGAAUUGAGAGCGAACAAGGUUUCCGGAGGAAAGCUUGUGUAUACUCUGUGA
This is a messenger RNA of Fusarium mangiferae, 1047 nucleotides long. RefSeq lists its product as uncharacterized. NCBI's taxonomy places the organism in Eukaryota, Fungi, Ascomycota, Sordariomycetes, Hypocreales, Nectriaceae. The transcript is spliced from 3 exons. Gene Ontology annotation, molecular function: oxidoreductase activity, acting on NAD(P)H. The record is from RefSeq and is a predicted model, not a curated record. The coding region runs from base 1 to 1047 and encodes 348 amino acids.